AUGAUGCGUGGAAUGUUUGAGAAAAUAGAAGAGUUUAGAGAAUUCAAGCAGGCGAAUCCCGAAUCGAAGAAAGGACACAAGUAUACCGUUCCUGGUUUUAUGCUUCCGUUUAAGAUAUGGAUUUUGGAGACGUUCCAAGAGGCAAGGAAGUAUUAUAUACACAUGCCAACAAAAUUGCCACGGAUGAGGGCGUGGAGAAGUAAAUCACCGUUAACUUGGGAUGAAUGUUGUCGAAUAAUGAACGUGUCUGUGCCUAACAACCAACCUAUUAAUGUCGUGGCAAACCCGGAGGAGCUGAUGUUGCUGUUUUAUCUUCGUUAUGUGAAUUGGAGUCUUAACCCUGUAGAGUCUCCCCCAUGGCAACAUAGUCCUAUUCAAAAUAGUCCACCUCAUCAUGUUGCCUCGCCUGCUCAAAAAAGGAUGUACAAGUCCGAAAUAGAAACAUCUUCGACUGAAUCUGCCACAAAUGCUUCUUCCUCGCAACAUCUUGAUACAAGUUAUAAAGUAGAUAAGAAGAAGACGAGCACAAAGGCAGUAGUGAAGCGUCUACUAGGCAUUGUGCCAGACUUAAGUUCUAAAGUAGACCGUGUAUUACAGAAAAAAGAUCAACCAGACAGAGGGUUUCAAGAGGAGGAACAAAUGAUAAAUGAAGAGGAGGAAGAAACAUAUUACCAUGAUACAAAUUUUGACUAUGAUGAUAUCGGUACUCAUGGUUUGGAGGGGGAAUUUGGGCCUACACCUACGCAUGUGGAGCAUUCAUCGGACGUGGGUGAACAUCACACAAAAGAAAUGACUCCUAUUGUUAGACCGCAACGAAAGAGGGGUGUUCCAUGGUAUCAGCGGACUCCGUUCACAUUGGUACAAAACUCAUAUUUUAAAUUUGAUAUAUAUUUAAAAUAUUAA
Messenger RNA from Lactuca saligna, 903 nucleotides. Lineage: Eukaryota; Viridiplantae; Streptophyta; Magnoliopsida; Asterales; Asteraceae. The record is from the annotation of a GenBank genome assembly.